Coniophora puteana RWD-64-598 SS2 is the source of this 887-nucleotide messenger RNA. Its product is annotated as rab-type small GTP-binding protein. Gene Ontology annotation, biological process: protein secretion; regulation of exocytosis; protein localization to plasma membrane. Bases 127 to 753 code for a protein of 208 amino acids. Gene Ontology annotation, molecular function: GTP binding; GTPase activity. Lineage: Eukaryota; Fungi; Basidiomycota; Agaricomycetes; Boletales; Coniophoraceae. Gene Ontology annotation, cellular component: plasma membrane; endosome. The transcript has 7 exons. The record is from RefSeq and is a predicted model, not a curated record.
CGACUGGGGACAGCGCACUGCUUGUCACUGAGCAGAGGACAGACACCACUCGCUCAAUAGUCCACUCGCCUUUGCCCACCACUCGCCCACUUACGUCUCAUUUAACGUCUACACGAAAGCUUUACGAUGCCGCCCCCGCACUACGACUUUCUCAUCAAGCUGCUGUUGAUCGGUGACUCUGGUGUUGGCAAGUCGUGCUUGCUCCUCCGGUUCUGCGACGACGCAUGGACACCCUCCUUCAUCACGACUAUCGGUAUCGACUUCAAGAUCCGCACAAUUGAGCUCGACGGAAAGCGCAUCAAGCUCCAGAUUUGGGACACUGCAGGCCAGGAACGGUUCAGGACGAUAACGACCGCGUACUACCGUGGCGCGAUGGGCAUCCUGCUCGUUUACGACGUUACCGACGAGCGCUCCUUCAAGAACAUUCGGACAUGGCACGCCAACAUUGAGCAACAUGCCUCCGAGGGCGUCAACAAGAUCCUCAUAGGCAACAAGUCCGACUGGACCGAUAAGCGCGCUGUCACCGAGGAAGAGGGACGCGAACUCGCCAACGAGCUCGGCGUCAAGUUCAUGGAGACUUCUGCUAAGGUGAACGAGGGCGUUGAGGAGGCAUUCUUCACUCUCGCCAGAGAUAUCAAGACUCGCCUUAUCGAUUCGCAAGCGGACUCUGCCCUCCCCUCUGGCGCCGGCAAUGCCGACUCCGUCAAGGUCAACCAGCCCGCCGCCGCCUCGUCCGGGUCCUGCUGCUCGUAGACGUCCGGCAUGGGCGGCUGGAUGUUCAAAGACGGACUUCUCCCGGCCAUUUUCUACCCACUCAUCUCUGCAACCUAGUACAUAUCAUGUCGCGUGUGGUCGUUGUAAUACGUUUAUUAUUGCAUGCUCUCAAG